Molecule: messenger RNA, 2058 nt
Organism: Ooceraea biroi (clonal raider ant)
Lineage: Eukaryota; Metazoa; Arthropoda; Insecta; Hymenoptera; Formicidae
Gene: bnb
Product: bangles and beads
Source: RefSeq, a predicted model, not a curated record
GGCCCCGGCGAUUCCAUCUCGACACACGACCCAACCUUCAUCCCGAUCGCCAACGGUCCUUCGCAAACGAGCGUAAUCGCACGCGCGUGAAAAAAAUACAAGAGGGAAGAAGACGAAGAGAGAAGAAAAGGAAAGGCCCCCACCCGCGUAAACGUCUCUCCACUCUUCUUUCACGUUCCUCGAUCGCUCCGAUCGAUCGCGUCGAUCGGCAAGUUCGCGCGAACCGGUGAGAACCCUAGAGAAGAGUCGAAGAGGAGGAUCGCCGCUGUGACCGACGCUCGUUCGGCAAGAGUUUCUCGCUUUACUGACAGGAGAAGAAAGAAAACAUAUCACGAUGAUAAAGUUCGCCGUGGUGACGAUGGUGUGCCUCUUGGGGUUGAAGAUGAUCGCCGCCAUGCCAGUGGCUGAUCAUCAUGAGGCCGGUGAACCGGCGCCGGUUGUACCUCUUGACGACGAGAAACUGGUGGCGGUGGAGACCCUGAAGGCGGCGAUGGAGAAUCUGAAGGCGGCGGAAACGGGGGCCGCAGCAGCAGGCGCGCAGAGUAACGCACCUGCAGAAUCCAGCCAGCCAGCACAGGCAUCAGCUGAGCAACAACCCGCCGCGGUCGACGCACCCGCGGUGAGGAGCAGCGAAGCCGCCAGUGAUGAGACCCAAUCGACCGAGGCGAAGAAGGACGAGUCGGAGCAGCCGAAGGCAGCAGUGGCUGAAGAUGCCCAAGCGCAGCCCAAAUCCUCCGAGGAACAGCUCGAGAAGGAAGAGCCCAAGGUACUUGCCACCGCCGAGGCUGAGAAGAAGCAGCAGGAGCCUGAAUCGCUGAAGGAGGCGGCUUCCGAGGCCAAGGAAUCGGUGCAGCCUGCGCCGCAGGAACAGCCGGCCGAGACUCCGAUCGAGAAGAAACCGGAGGAACCCGUGGCCGUCGCCGGCAAGAGCGCGGAAUCUGCGGAACCCCAGGAAGCCGAGAAGUCCGCGGUUGCGGCCAUUGAGAAGCGCGCGGAUGACGUAGUCGAGAAGACUAUCAAGGAGGAGCCGAAAGAGGAGAAGAAGCUCGAGGAACCAGCGCAGCCGGCCGUGCCGAAACAAGUAGAGCCUGAAAUUCCUGCGAUCGCCGCCACCGUCGCCGAGGAGAAGAAGAUCGAAGCGGUCGAGCAACUGAAAGAGUCCGAGAGCCACUCGCCCGCGCACUCGCCUGCCCACGCCAAGAUCGAGGAGAAGCCCGACCGUGUGACCCGCGAAGCCGAGGAAGCCGCCGCACCAGCUCCCGCUCCUGCUCCUGCCGCCGCCCCCGUCUCUGAUCCGGAACCACCCCAGCCGCUGGAGAAAUCCGCGCCUACCGUUGAGGCCGAGCAGAACCAAGCGGAAACUGUCAAAGCGGAAGAGCCGAAACCCGCUGAGAAGAGCGAGAAGGUCGAGAAGAGCGAACAGCUGGAGACGGCACCCGCCGAACAGACGGUCGUGAAAGCUGAGGAGCCGGUCAAGAGCGACGAGGCUAAAUCCGAGGUAGCGGAAAAGGAGCCUGAGAAGGAAGCGAAGAGUGCCGAGGCUCCUGUACAGCAAGCCGUGGAAGCGGCCAAGGAACAACCUGUUCAGCCUCAGGAGUCUAGCCAGAUCAAGCGGGACACGGUAGAGGUGGCCGAACAACAGCCGCAAGUCAAGUCGGAACUCCCGGCCGCCGAGGAGCCGCAGCAGCCAGCCCAGCAGCCAGCCCAGCAGCCGCAGGAAGCCGCCAAAGAGGCGAAGGAGCGCUCCAACGACUCCUCCGAGGAGAAGGUUGCCGAGGACAGCAAGGAGGACAAGAGCAGCGAGGAAGAAAAGUUCUCCGAGGAGCAGGACGCCAAGGCGGCUGAGAAGACCAAGCUCGCGGAGCUGCUCCCGAAGCCCGAGCAAUAAGCGAGGAGGGUUCUGAUCGACGAGCAACCUCAGCGCGGCGGCAACAGCAGCAGCAGCACUACCAUCUCGAGGAGGAGGACUGCUCCUCUUAAGAUCGGGACGAGCUCGGGCUUACGGCCCAACCGGGACGCGCGCACGAGUUCGUCGCGAGAUGACGGGAGCGAAAGAAA